This is a messenger RNA of Mauremys reevesii (Reeves's turtle), 6762 nucleotides long. RefSeq names its product crystallin beta-gamma domain containing 2 (gene CRYBG2). The transcript has 21 exons. Lineage: Eukaryota; Metazoa; Chordata; Testudines; Geoemydidae. The record is from RefSeq and is a predicted model, not a curated record. The coding region runs from base 538 to 6081 and encodes 1847 amino acids.
GAGGCCUCUACUAGAAACACACAUGCUCUGGGGUUCCUGCAUGUCUCUCCUCUGCUCCCUGCGUUCCAUCAGAGCAGGGGUCUGCGACUCCAGAGAAGAAUUUGCUCCGAGAUGGUGCAGGGAUCCCCAGACUUCAGCAGAGACACUGCUACGCCGGCCCGUUCAUCAGGGCUGAGGGGCGUUGGCGGGGAGCUUGCGCAGAGCCUGGCUCCAGCCCAUCAGCUCAGUGAACGCCUAGGAACGUUACAGGACAGAAAACAACCUAGUGUCUAUUAAAGGAGAGAAACCUGCCCCCCGGGUCCCCGCUCUGGGCCGCGUGAGUCACCCCCGCUGCAUGCUCUCAGCUACUCGGAGUCCGACCUCUGGAGGAACGGCCUCCUGCGGACGUUUGGGACCCUGCCCUGGCGGAGGCGGCAAAGCAGCCAGCUGGAGCUCUCAGGCACCGACGCUGGCGGUACGGGUCAUCUGGGGAGCUCACUGGGCCAGUCCUGGCCUUUCGCGCGGCUACAGAGACCUGCGGUCGGCAGUGAUUUGGAUAUGGCAGGCCGGCUUGACCUGUCCUCUGCUGGGAAUCUGGCCGGAGAGCAGGAGACUCCAGAGCCAUCUGCUUGGCCCAUGGACACGACUCCAGGGAAUUCGAAGCCAGCCACACCCAGCCAGGUGGAAAUCUUCACAUUCUUUGACUCUCUGCUGGACAAAGAAGAUGGGAGCUCCUGGGGAGAAUCUGUCUCCAUCGGCAGCACCUCCCUGGACUUCCCUGCCAGCCCCAAGAUGCAGGGGGAAGACUACAAGCAUCCAGCCUCCCAGGAGGAACCCAGCAGAGCCCCAGAGCCUCUGACAGAAUGGGCUGAAAGCCUUUUCCAAGAGUAUUUAGACUCAGGGACCUUCCGCCCUAAGGCAGCGGGACAGCCAGACCAUGUGAGCCAUGGCCAUAGGGAAUCUCUUUCUGAAGCGGAGACCUGUCCGUUCGCCAGUCCUUCCUAUAAUCAGAUCAGCAGGAUGGAGGAACCUGCAAUAGGCAGGGAAAGCCCGGAACGGCCUCUGGAGACCAUCCGGGGGGUUGAACCCGGCCCUGCCAAGAGGCCUGCAAAGAUCCGCUACGAGGUAAUGAUCACUCUGACCAAGGAGCAGGAAGAGGCUGCGAAGAGCAGAGCAGAGGAUCUGCCUGGGGUAUGUGGGAAUGGACUGGGUUCCCACGGAGCCGCGAAGCCAGCUGGGGAGGCCGGAGUUUCUCAGGGGGUUGCUGAGUUGCAGAAAAUGGAUGAGCAAUGUCAUGGGGAACCAGCCAGACCGGCUCCCCAGCUGGCAGCACGCAAGGAAUUCCAAAACUUCACGCUGCAAAGGGAGGGUACUGCUGGGGUGAGCGGGCAGGUCCGCCCAGUCCCAGGGUGCCUGGUGACACCGCUGCAAGGAUCAGUGCCCAGCCCCAGGCAGAGACGGGACUGGCAGGAACAGAGCCUGUCCCACUGCAGGGAUCUCUCGGCAGCGGAGGGGAGAGCCGUCCGCGCGGCAGGAGCCCCGGCCAGCAGCGCCCCCAGCGCCUUCGGGCCGUGCAGAGACGGCAAGGAGGCCCAGUCAGAGAGAGCCGGUGACGCUGGGACGGGGCUAGACGAGAUGAAGAAGGCCAGCGGUAGCGCCUGCGCCCAUCCCCCCAAGCCGGGAAAGUCGACCCAGAGCACCUGGUUCAGCUGGAAGAAAGCGCCUGCUGAUCAGCCCGAGGAAGAGGCCAAGCCCUGCGUCCGCAAGGUCUCCCUGCUGUCGCGGAGGUUAGAGGCCGCCGCCAGCCCCUCCCGGGUGGCGAUGCUGCUGGAGGCCUGGGAAAAGGGGACGAUAGGCAGGGAAUCUGUAGACUUGCCUUCUCCAACAGACAGCAGCUGCUCCCGAUCUCCCGGCCCGCGGAAGGAUUUCUCUGAACACACCCCCGUGUUCUCACAGAUCUAUUCGCCGGUUCAAAAGGAGACGAGGCCGACAGAAAGGGGAAAGCAGGCUGCUGAUAGCACUACGGUCACUGAAUCCCAGAGGGAUGGCCGCCUGCCCCGCGCUGCCAGCACCGCUAUACCCACUGUAUCCCCAAGAGAAAGCCACACGCCCAGUGCUGGUAGCACCACUACACCCACUGGGUCCCCAAGAGAGAGCCACAUGCCCAGUGCGAUUGGCAUCAUUACGCCCAUUGGGUCCCCAAGAGAAAGUCACACGCCCAGUGCAGUUGGCACCAAUACGCCCAUUUGUUCCCCAGGAGAAAGCCACGGGCCCAGUGCUGUUGGCAUCACUACUGUGACCACUUCCCAAAGGCAAUGGCACGUCCCAAAUGCUGGCAGCAUGACUGUAUUUAGGUCCGAAAGGGAAAUCCUCAUGCUCAAAGCCGGAAGCACUGUUGGGUUUAGAUCCAGAAGAGAAGUCAUUGUGCCUACCGUUGAGAGCACCAGUGUAAGCGAAUUCGCACGAGGGAGCGGCACGUCUGUCCCUGGAUCCCCAAGCGAAAGCUGCUGGCCAUGUGCCGGUGGAAGCCUGAUGGUCCUUGGUGAGGCUGCUGGUAGCUCUGCAGCUGGAUCGCCGGGAGAAAGCCGCAUGACGCAAGCCGGCGGCACUGAUGUGAGUGAAUCCCAAGGAGAUGGAGGCAUGCUGGGCGCCUUUAGCACCAGCAUAACUGCGCCCCAGAGGCAGACCAGUCCCUUCGCUGUGAGCAGAUCUGAAACCGACGGCAGCCUGCCAGGUCCGGGUGGCACGGCCACAGCUGGGUCCGAAAUGGAAAGCAGUGCGCCAAGCACUGAGGGAGCCGUUUUAGCUGCACCUGGGACAAAGAACACAUCUCAGGCUGCUGGCGAACCUGGAAAUAGCACCCAAGCAGAAAGUGGCAAUCCAGAGCCUUUAGCUGGAGUGCAGCUGUCGGCCUCCCAGACUAAGGUCAGGGAAGAGGGGGAUGAACCAGCUCGGAACUCCGAGGGAUCUGCCCAAGAGCCAAACGGUUCAUCUGAAGAGACCAAGGCCUCCCCUGAAGCCUUGAGCCAUGCCCAGCCAACGGGGAGUCACCAGGAGAUGACAGAGGAGGACCCCGACCUGUCUGUGGACAUGGAACUUUUGGUGGACACCCUCCGCAACAUGGAGCCCUCCGAAAUCCGAAAGCCUCCCAAGAUCUCCCGGCUGUCGCGCUGUUCCUCGCGUGGAAAAUACGCCACCCUGCCGCCCAUUGAUGAGUAUCACGUCGCUCCCAAGUCCCAGGUUCCCUUCCCGGAGGCCCUCAGCGAGCUCUUUGGUCCGAUGGAAUGGAAGCAGCUGGAGGAGAAUGGACCGAAACAGGAGAACGUGGAUCCCUCUGAGGAGGAGGAAGAGGAGAUCGAGAACCCGUAUCUCAGUAAGGAUGAGAAGCCACAGGCCAAAGAGGAGCCCAGGAAAGUUUACCCCUGGGAAAACAUGUCAACUGCAAUAGAAGAGAAGACGCUGUCUCUCCUGGGAACGUUGAGGCAGCCCCCGGGGGAUGAGAAGGCUUCCAGGAAUCAGAGCAUCCUUUUCAACGCUAACAUCCUCAAAGGCGCCUCCCUGCUGAAAGAGCUCCAGGAGCAGAAGGCAGUCCCCACAGAAGACAAGCCCUACUCCCGCUUGGACAGCAGCCUCCUCUACAGACGGUACAUCUCCUCCGUGACGCCCCCGCUCAAAGCUCUGGAGAAGGAGCGAGAAGGAAGGAGCUCACCCACACCAAUUGACCCGGCUCUGCUAAAUGCCAGCGAGCAGAGCUGGACGCCACCCAAUGGACCACAGUUGAAACCCUGCGAACAGCUGACCUCUGAGCCUUCCCCCGCUGGACUCCAGGAGAUGACAAGAGUCCUCUCUCUGGACCCUCAGAAGGCACCAGGCACAGACAAAAACACUGGCCAGAUUCCUCCGCUCUUCAUGGAGGCUGAGCAGAAAAAUACUCCUCCCCCGUUGCCGGGUCACCCUGCAGCUGGGGUGAGUAAAUCCACACUACGCAGUCAGCAAGAGGCAAAGAACCCCUCCCCGAAGCUCAACGGGAGACCUGGGAAGAUCAUUCUGUUCUCCGAGUCGGGCUUCGCGGGCCAGAAGAGGGAGAUCUGGGGCGACGUCGCCAACGCUACGUCCUGGGAGCUCUCCCACACCAUCUCCAUCCGGGUGGUCCGAGGGGGCUGGCUGAUGUACGAGAAGCCGCGGUUCCACGGGCGGAAGUGUGUGCUGGCCGAGGGGGAUGUGGAGAUCAACAAUCCAUGGACAGCCUAUGGGAAAGACAGGGAGGCACCUGAGAACGCGCCCUUCCGCAUCGGCUCCUUCAAGAGGGUGGUGAGGGAUUACCGGAUCCCCGAGAUCAGUUUGUUUACCGAGGAGAAUGGAGAAGGCACAAAAGUGAAGUUCACGGAUUCCUCAGAAGACACCCGGCUCCGUGGCAAGCCCUUGAAGGCCUCUUCCAUCAUUGUCCACUCUGGCCUGUGGCUCGUUUACUCCAAACCUUUCUUUGAUGACGACCCCUAUGUUUUGGAGCCUGGCGGAUAUCCCAAUUUAAAAGCCUGGGGUGCGAAGGACCCUUCCGUCUGCUCUAUGCAUCCUAUUAAACUGGGCUGCCCUGCUGUAGAGAAACCUGGGGAGCCCAAGGCAGUGAUCUACGAGAAGGCAUGUUUCCAGGGCCACAGCUGCGAAGUGAACCGAGACAUCUAUGCUCUGAAGAAGCAGGAGAACAGCCAGGGCCCUGUGAUGUCCACGGUGGGGUCUCUGCGCAUCCUGGGGGGCUGCUGGGUCGGCUACGAGAAGGAGGGGUUCCGGGGCCACCAGUAUCUGCUGGAGGAAGGCGAAUACCACGACUGGACGCAGUGGGGAGGCUACAGCGACGAGCUGGUGUCCUUACGGCUGAUCCGGACGGACUUCUCGGACCCGGCGCUGGUGCUCUUCGAGGCCAUGGACUUCCAGGAUGGGCCCAGUGUGGAGCUAAGCGAAGCGCUGCCCGACGUGGAGCUGGCCGGCUAUGGAACCACAACCCAGUCCAUCUAUGUGCUGAGUGGAGUGUGGGUGGCCUACGAGAACACGAACUUCUCAGGCGAGCAGUACAUCCUGGAGAAAGGAGUGUAUCGGAACUGCGAGGACUGGGGAGCCAGUGCCGGCCGGAUCGCCUCUGUGCAACCUGUCCUCCAGGUCGGGGAGCACAGUCUGUGUUUUGUCUCCAGGAUCCAGCUGUUCUCAGAACCCGAUUACCUGGGUGAUCACAUCUCCUUUGAGGACGAUCAGGUGUCCCUGCCGGAGGCCUUCGCUCCCCAGUCCUGCAGGGUCCAUGGAGGCAGCUGGAUCCUCUACGACGGCUGGGAGUUCGAGGGGGAACAGCACGUUCUAUCGGACGGCGAGUAUCCGACACUCACCGCCAUGGGCUGCGUCUCAUCCACGGCCAUCCGGUCGCUGCAGAAGGUCCCAAUUUUUUUCUCGGAGCCCUCGAUCUUCCUGCAUGGGCUGGAGUGUUUCGAAGGGAAGGAGAUAGAGCUGACCAGCGAGGUGCGGAGCCUGCAGGCUGAGGGCUUCAAUAACCACGUGCUGUCUGUGCGCGUGAAAGGCGGGAUAUGGGUGCUGUGUGAACACAGCAACUUCCGAGGCCGCCAGUGGCUGCUGGACUGUACGGAGAUCACCAACUGGCUGACCUACAGCGGGCUCCAGCACGUAGGCUCCCUCUACCCCAUCAGACAGAGACGGAUCUACUUCCGGAUAAAAAACGCGGAGCUGCAGUUCUUCCUCUCUGUCCCAGACGACGUUGAGGACAUGAAAGCAGGACGCGUGGUGGUCUCGGACCUGAGUGACCAGAGCAGCUCCAUCUGGUACUACGAGGAGGGGCUCAUCAAAAACCAGGUUGCCCCCACCAUGAGCCUGCAGGUGAUUGGUCAGGCCGGGAAAGGCGCCAAGGUGGUGCUGUGGGCUGAGAGCCGAGUUCCCCGCCAGACCUGGAGAAUCGACUCUUUCGGGCGGAUCUGUAGCCAGAUGUUCGAGGACAUGAUCCUGGAUGUGAAAGGGGGCAGACUGUAUGACCGAGAUCACACCAUCCUCUGGGACGUGGCUGAGGAAAGACCCACGCAGAUCUGGGACAUACAAAUGCUCUAAGAGCUUACAUUCAGGCCUGGAUCCUGGUGGAGGUGCCCCCAAGUGCCCCCAGCUCCUCCCAUGGUCUUUCUGGGUUAUCAGGGUUCCUUGCAAACUGAUUCAGAGGUGCUCCUACCAGAAAGUAUCCCCUGCUCUGGAAUGGAGCCUGGAUGGGCACGUCUCUGCAGCCGCUCCUCUGCCCGCUGGCCAUUCUAGGGUUGUGACUACUCCAGUUCAACCUUUCGUCAAUUCCAGAGAUUGCCUGGGAGUGGAGGUGGCACUGACUGUCCUGUUCCAGCAUUCAGGGGCUCAUCAGGACCCACCUAAACUACAGCGAAUCACCCGUGUAGUGCCAUGCGGUACCCGUGUGCGCACAUGUUGUGAGUGCGUGCCAUGGGCCAUCUGGAGUCCUCAGGCUCCGAGCCGGUUCUGGUGCGACUGAUUUGGGCUGUACAGCAAAGACUGAAACGCAGACUCCUGCCCUGUCAUGGCUUCCUAAGCCCCUGUAUUUAUGUGUGCGUCAGAUAUGAUCCUUUUUCUAACACCAGCUCUCCGGCUGGGUGCUCGGUUUGUAUCACCAGUCGCGCUAACACACUCGUUGAGUUGGUCUCUGAGAUGCCGCUCAAUGGAUGGACGUGAGACACUAGGGCAGGGGUUCUCAAACUGGGGGUCGUGACCCCUCAGGGGGUCGCAAGGUUAUUA